Messenger RNA from Mercurialis annua (annual mercury), 1686 nucleotides. Its product is annotated as RNA pseudouridine synthase 4, mitochondrial. The transcript is spliced from 9 exons. Bases 149 to 1552 code for a protein of 467 amino acids. Gene Ontology annotation, biological process: pseudouridine synthesis. Gene Ontology annotation, molecular function: RNA binding; pseudouridine synthase activity. The record is from RefSeq and is a predicted model, not a curated record. NCBI's taxonomy places the organism in Eukaryota, Viridiplantae, Streptophyta, Magnoliopsida, Malpighiales, Euphorbiaceae.
UUUGGGCCUAAAAAUCGGAACUUAACCCAUAAAAAAGUUCACCGUUCACCGCAAAGCGUCAAAACAACACAUCUCCGGUGACCGUUAAACCCUUCGUUCUCACUAAACCCCACGAAAAAAAACCUCAAACAAAACAAUCACCUCUCCAAUGCCCCAACCCACCUUCCUCCGCCGCAUCCUUCUCUUCCAAUCAUCAUUUCCCAUCUCCAACCUCCGUAUACUCCGAUCACACUCCUCCACCGCCGCCGCCGCCCAAACCCAAUACCUGCAAAAUGAGAAACCCAAUGAAAGCAAACUGAAAAACAGAGGAAAAUUCUUAACUUUGCCUCCUUACAGCUCAACAAUUAGCUCAUCAGCUUUGGGAAAAGCUUUAUCAUCGGCAAGUAAAACUGUAGCGGCCAGUGAAACGACGGCGCUUAAAUGGGUGCUUAAUUGCUGCCCUGAAUUACCCAGAAAUCUUGUGCAGAAGCUGUUUAGAUUAAGGCAGGUUAAGAAAGAGUUGAUUAUUGGUGGUGAUCAAGAUGAAAUGGAGCAUAAACAGAAAAGGGUGGCAGCCAAGGAUUUGAUGAACAUAGGAGAUAGGCUGUUGCUUCCGUUAAGUGUUCAAGCUGUAGCUUCUGAAAAACAACAAUGCCAUUAUGAUUACAGUGAACAAGAUGUGAACUUCAUUCGUAGUCUGGAGUUAUAUAAGGAUGAAGCUGUUAUUGUUGUUAAUAAACCUCCUGGAUUGCCAGUUCAGGGUGGUAUUGGUAUCAAAACGAGUUUCGAUGAAUUGGCUGCAAGUUGUUUACGUUAUGACUACUCAGAACCCCCUAGACUGGUUCAUAGACUUGACAGAGAUAGUAGCGGCAUCUUGGUGAUGGGCAGGACACAAAGAAGCGCUACAGUUCUGCAUUCUGUCUUCCGAGAAAAAACUUUUGCAGCAUCAAGUGAUGACAUUGGAGAAAAAAGAAGAGUCCUGCAAAGGAGGUAUUGGGCACUCGUCAUCGGGACUCCGAGACAUCAAAACGGGUUAAUCUCAGCACCAUUGGGGAAGGUGAUUGUAGACAAUGGUAAAUCUGAUCGAAUAACAGUGAUUGAGAAUACAGAGAACGCAUCGUUUCAGCAUGCAGUGACACAUUAUAGAGUGCUUGAGUCAUCUCAUGGCUACACAUGGUUAGAACUAUCACCAAGCACGGGUAGAAAACAUCAGCUACGUGUUCACUGCGCCGAAGUAUUGGGUACUCCAAUAGUUGGAGAUUACAAAUACGGUUGGCAAGUUCACAGAAAGUGGAAACAAUUUCCCUUAACUAACCUUGAGAAAACGUUUAAGGAUGAAGUUCCGUGCGAAAAAGCACUUCCUUUUGGUAUUGAUUUGGAAAGCGGUAGCAUAUGCGAAAAGCACCCUCGUCUACAUCUUCAUUGUAAGAAAAUGAUUUUACCUGAUGUCUCUCAAGCUUUGAAAGAUAUGAAACUAUCAGCAGAGUAUGAUUUUUCAGAUUUGAAAAGCAUUGAAUUAGAUGCUCCAUUGCCAUCAUACAUGAAAAGAAGCUGGAAUAUUUUGAACUCCUGAAUAAUGCUUCUAUCUUAUGUGAGCUAAAAAUUGAGUAAACUGAAUUUACAUAUCUAUUUCGGUUAAAUUGGUUAAAAGUUUUUGUUUUCGAUCAAUUUAGUCGGUUCGAUUAAUAAAGAAAUUUAGUUCGCGUA